UUACUCAUUUGUAUUUAAUCAGGUAAAUUCGACUACGAUCCCAAUUUGGAGACCUGUUCCAUCGUCAAGGACCGUCACGGUCACACUUCCAAGACAUUCCUUUUCGUCAUGGGAUUCCUGAUUCCUUGCGUAGUGAUCGUCGGCUGUUACGCCAAGAUAUUCUGGGUGGUGCACAAAUCGGAAUCGCGAAUGCGAAAGCACGCCGGACCGACGAUAAAGUCGCCUCACACGCCCGGGAGGGAUAUUAGGGAGCUCAAACAGAAGCGUAGUGAAUGGAGGAUCACGAAGAUGGUACUGGCAAUCUUUCUCAGCUUCCUCGCGUGCUACUUACCGAUCACUAUCGUCAAGGUGGCCGACGCGGAAGUCAGAUGCCCCGAAUGUCACAUUCUGGGAUAUCUGUUGCUAUACUUUGCGUCGUGCGUAAACCCAAUCAUCUACGUGAUCAUGAACAAGCAGUACAGGCAGGCGUACGCCGGCGUGAUCGGCUGCUCGUGGAUAAGGGCGAGCCUAACGCCGUACGGCAGCAGUGCGCCGGCCGGCGGUCUUCAGGCCCAUCAGCAUGACUACGCCCAAGACUACUCAAAGGACUUCAGCAAAACGAUGGUGUCGACGGUCUCUAUCGCUAUGAAUCCAGUGAGAGGUUCGCAAUUCCAGGAAGAGCUAUGAGGCUAACGUCGAGAAAAAUUGGAAAGAGGAGAGACGUCUCUCGUUAUGAGAAAAAGGGAGAAACGGAAGAAGAGAAGAAGAAAGAAAUUGCUCCUGAUAACAGUGCAAUAGUUAUCGAGCCAGUUUGCAUAAUUUUUUUACCUUGUCUAAGACAAUAAAAAGAUAAAAUGCUUUAUAAUUAUUUUUAUUAUUGUUAACGAGCGAAAUAAUAUUAGAAUGUCAAAUGUAUGUGUAUGUACGUAGAUUUAAUUUCCGAGGCACUCGCAAUAUAAGCAGAAAGUUAUUUUCUGCGCGAUAAUGACUUUACAAAAAUGACUUACCAAAGAUUGUCAUGUGUCAUUGUAUUUUAUAAUAAAAUACAAACUUUGCAUUGUCCUUUA
Messenger RNA from Temnothorax curvispinosus, 1046 nucleotides. RefSeq names its product G-protein coupled receptor moody-like. Lineage: Eukaryota; Metazoa; Arthropoda; Insecta; Hymenoptera; Formicidae. Bases 109 to 666 code for a protein of 185 amino acids. Gene Ontology annotation, molecular function: G protein-coupled receptor activity. The record is from RefSeq and is a predicted model, not a curated record. Gene Ontology annotation, cellular component: membrane. Gene Ontology annotation, biological process: G protein-coupled receptor signaling pathway. The transcript has 4 exons.